GUCACUCAUGUUUUGUUGGUGUAAGUCAGGUCCAUUGUAAACAAAACUAAAUUGUUAUUUUCCCACCAUGGUCUGAAUAAUGAGAAAGAAAACAAUUUGUAGUAACAACAGUGCUUUAAUUCAGAGUCACUCAAUCGUGAUCAGUCAGGGCGAGAUUUAAAUGGAGUUCAGUUCUCAGUAUCAGCAAGUGUUGUGCCGAUUUCAUUUGGAUUAACUUUCCUUCCCUAUUCAAGGAUCAGAUGCACAAUUGGUGAAUACAUUUUGGACAAUGCUGUAGCUGAUAUUUUUGUGGUGACAUUCACUCUGAUGGGAUUAUAAAACUUUGUAAGGAUUGAAUGAUGAAGGAAUUACAAAGGGAGAUCACUUCGACAAUACUGAAAAAGGGAAAUAACUCUGUUCAUUGACACAUUCCAGCAGAUUCAAAGUACAUUUGACGAGACAGUGCUAUAAAUAACACGAUGUGGAAGAAGAUCCUGGCUUUGUUUGUUGGGGUACUCGUGGGGUACUGGCUAAUUGAUGAUUUUAAUCCAAAUGUGCUGAGGGGUAAGCGUGUUGUUGUGACUGGCUCCUCCACAGGGAUUGGAGAACAGAUCGCGUAUCACUACGCCCGUAUGGGAGCCGAUUUACUGAUCACUGCUCGCAGGGAAAAAGUUCUCCAACAGGUAGUAACACGCUGUAAAGAACUGGGACCUGAGGGUGGGAGGUACUUCUAUAAGUCAGCUGAUAUGGCUAAUAUGUCAGCUACUAAGGAAGUCAUUCAGGAGGCCAUAGACAGAUUGGGUGGGAUCGAUAUCUUGGUGCUGAAUCACAUCCUGCCGAUCCCCCUGGGACUGUGGGAAGGGACCCCACAGAACCUCACUCUUACUGACAAGAUCAUCGACGUCAAUUUCAAGGCGUACAUUUACCUCACCUCCCACGCACUACCUCAUCUGACUGUGACAAACGGCAGCAUCAUAGUGGUGUCUUCCCUGGCAGGGAAGAUCGGACAACCCUUUACAGCAGUGUACUCCGCGACCAAGUUUGCCUUGGAUGGCUUCUUUGGAGGUUUACGUCAGGAAUUCAAGCUGAGGGGAUGUGACGUCUCCAUAACUCUCUGUGUUAUAGGACUCGUGGGCACUGAGAAUGCAAUCCGAGGACUCCGUGAUUAUGGACAACACUAUCUGUUAGAAAUGUUACCAGCAGAGACACCUAGUGACACUGCUCUGGCGAUCAUCAGGGGCGGGGCCAAACGUCAGAGGGAAAUAUUUCAUCCAUACCUCAGUCUCAAAAUCAUGACAUUGCUACGUGAUUGGAUUCCAAAUAUUGUGGAGUUCAUUAACAGGUCAAUGUUCACAGUUCCUGCCUAAGGACGCGUGCACCGAAAUCCUGAGUGAAGAGUCGGUUGAAACAGAAGAUUGGGUAAAGAUUAGAUUUCAUUGGUCAUUCUACAGAUUGGGUAAAGAUUAGAUUUCAUUGGUCAUUCUACAGAUUGGGUAAAGAUUAGAUUUCAUUGGUCGUUCUACAUAUUGGGUAAAGAUUAGAUUUCAUUGGUCAUUCUACAGAUAAUGUGAAUUCAUUUGAUUAGCAAUCCUGGAAACCCAGUUCAUGAUAUUUUUGGAGAUGGAGGAAUAAUCAGGAUGGUGACGGAGACGGAGACGGAGGAAUGUACUGGAGAGUGGGCCCUCCUUGUAAUCUUAGAGAAUCAAAUAUCUAGAAAUCCUUUGGGUUCUGGGCCGUCGGUGUCAUAAUUCCAAAGUAUAAUCAAUAAUCUGUUCAUUUUCCAUUUUCCAAUGAUUUGAGAGUUUUUAGCUGCUCAGUUUUUGUUUUGCUUAUCCCCCCCAGUCUUUCGUUAAAAAAAAAAAAAAUCCUGGAUCCGCCUGUGAUGUGUGAAGUGAUUUGUGAGUUUCCUUAACGCAGGGAAUUUGUAUCAGCGUCUGAAGGCAUUGGUACAUCCUGAGGAGCAACAGAGAAGUAAAGGAGUGGGUCCAAGUUAACAAAUCCUGAGGAACAAAAUAAAACCAAUUGAGAAAUAAAGGAGUGGAUCUAUGUUUUCAAAUCCUAUGGAACAGCAUCAAAAGCAUGUGUACCAGGAGAUAGUAGAAUCUGAUGAAAAUCAAAGUACUGAAAGGACUGGAGGAAUGGUGACUACUGAAAUCAGUGUGUGGAUCCAUGGAUUGGAUUUUGUGCUCAAAUUCAUGCGAGAAAGGAGUCACCUCUAAUAUUUAUUUUAAAAAUCUGUAAAAGUUGAUCUCCAAAGAAUCCUGUAGACUAAUUUAAAUGAUAACAACUUUCGGCAUUUUGUCUAUUCCUGCAGUUGUUAUCACAUACUCUUGCCAUUAUUAUGUUCUACGAUUUCUGUGAUAAAUCCAUGUAUUCUAAUCACGGUGAAGUGAGGGUCUUCUUUGAAGCUUAUUAAUGUAUUUUUAGAUUUUUGAAACUGUUAUCUGUAUGGUUGUUAUCUGUCUUGUACAGUAAAACACGGUUAUAAUGAACCUCCAGGGCCAGCGAAAAACAGUUCAUUAUAACCAAACUUUGUUAUACAGUAAAACACGGUUAUAUUGAACUUCCAGGGCCAGUGAAAAACAGUUUAUUAUAUCCAAACUUUGUUAUACAGUAAAACACGGUUUUAAUGAACUUCCAGGACCAGUGAAAAACAGUUCAUUAUAACCAAACUUUGUUAUACAGAAGAACACGGUUAUGAUGAACUUCCAGGGCCAGUGAAAAACAGUUCAUUAUAACCAAACUUUGCUAUACAGUAAAACAAAGUUUUAAUGAACUUCCAGGGCCAGCGAAAAACUGUUUAUUAUAACCAAACUUUGUUAUUUUCAAUAAAAUUUUGUUAUUUUCCUCUCAUAGGGGAUUACAUGUAAAUAUAACUUUGCAAUAAGCAUGAAUUCAUCAUACUCAUAUUUGUUUAUUAACAUGUUUUACUGUAAUUCAAUUGUUUUUAAUUUAAUCUGACAAAUUGCUGAUCAUGCAAGUCUGUAGUUGGUCUAUCCACGAGAUUGUAGGAAGUGUAUUAAAGAUUGUAGGAAGUGUAUUGAAGAUUGUAGGAGGGGUAUUAAAGAUUGUAGGAGGGGUAUUGAAGAUUGUAGGAAGUGUAUUGAAGAUUGUAGGAGGGGUAUUGAAGAUUGUAGGAAGUGUAUUAAAGAUUGUAGGAAGUGUAUUGAAGAUUGUAGGAGGGGUAUUAAAGAUUGUAGGAGGGGUAUUGAAGAUUGUAGGAAGGGUAUUGAAGAUUGUAGGAGGGGUAUUGAAGAUUGUAGGAGGGGUAUUGAAGAUUGUAGGAAGUGUAUUGAAGAUUGUAGGAGGGGUAUUGAAGAUUGUAGGAGGGGUAUUGAAGGUUGUAGGAGGGGUAUUGAAGAUUGUAGGGGAGGGGUAUUGAAGAUUGUAGGAAGUGUAUUGAAGAUUGUAGGAGGGGUAUUGAAGAUUGUAGGAGGGGUAUUGAAGAUUGUAGGAGGGGUGUUAAAGAUUGUAGGAGGGGUAUUGAAGAUUGUAGGAGGGGUGUUAAAGAUUGUAGGAGGGGUAUUGAAGAUUGUAGGAGGGGUAUUGAAGAUUGUAGGAGGGGUAUUGAAGAUUGUAGGAGGGGUGUUAAAGAUUGUAGGAGGGGUAUUGAAGAUUGUAGGAGGGGUAUUGAAGAUUGUAGGAGGGGUAUUGAAGAUUGUAGGAGGGGUAUUGAAGAUUGUAGGAAAUGUAUUGGUUUCGUCUGUCAAUGUGUCCAUAUAUGUGUGUUUUAUUCAAAGCUUAACCCAUGUGGCUGUUUUGGUUCACAAGUUUAAUCUUGGUUAAGAUAAAAACAGCAUACUCCCUGUACUAAUUGUUGAAGUAUAAGGAUUGCUGCAAGUCAGUGUCAUUCAGUGAGGUCACACAAUUAUACUUAGCUAACGGGGUUAUCUCAGCUGUGAGUUGUAAAUACAGAUUAAAACGUACUCAUCUUUGGGUGUAACAACUUCAAAACUGUCUGCAAGUUUUGCUGAAUUGAAAGCAUUUUCACACGCCCGUCAUUGGACGGGACAUACUGCGCUGUCCAUGUGUCUGUCUGUCUGGCAGUCUGAGGUCAUGUUUUCCAUCCUGGUAGCAAUUUCUCCCUCAAUAAUCAUAAAAGUGAGUGUGCAUUUCAGUUACAUUGGUGCUCCAUGACCAACUUCAGAGCUUAUAGUAGUGCAAACAGUUUUCCAGACUUUCGCUAUGGAUACAGUUAGUGCCCUGAAAUUUAGUCAUAACCUUCCUCUCGGAGGAAUACACAUUAAGUUUGUAUAUCAGCUGGAUUGGUGCACUGUGACGUACUGUACGGGUAGAAGUAGGUCAAACAGUUCUCCAGACUUUUUUUUUUUUCGUUAUGGAUAGACGUAUUACCUCUCGGAGAAGUACAUAAUCAGUUCACGUGUCAGAUGGAUUGGUGCACCAUGACCUACUUCAAGGACUUUUUAUUCAGAAUGUGUAUUGUGUUUCUGGUACUCUUGCUGAUCUCUGAAGAGGUUGAUCUUGACCUCUGGGUAGUUGAACCUUGAUCUCUGGGUAGUUGAACCUUGACCUCUGGGUAGUUGAACCUUGACCUCUGGGUGGUUGAACCUUGACCUCUGGGUAAAUCUAACUUUUAUUUAAAAGAUCCUUUUGGGCAUAAAUUUCCAUGUUAUUACUGAUUUAAUAAUUGUGAACAGGCAACUUCUAUAUGUGAUGUGUUGAUGUCAUGCCCGAUAUCUUGAUGCCAUGUCUGAAAUUUUAUUUCAAGUCUGAUAUUUAGAUGUCAUGCCUGAUAUUUUGAUGAUUGAGUUGAUGAACAUUUUGAUGAUUGAGUUGAUGAACAUUUUGAUGAUUAUCCUGGUUUGGUUUGAUGUGAGUGUCUGUCAGUCCCGUGGUAAUACCUGUGAGUGAGCGAGAUUGAAAUUAUUUAUUGUGAUCGAUUAUGAAAUCGAAUUUAUUAACAUCAGGGAUACAAAGAUAUACUCAAUAAAAUGGAAUGUUUAGUUUAUUUUAAAAAUCACAACAGAAAUAUAUUAUUCAUUAACUGGAUGUUUAAUUUAUUUUAAAAAUCACAAUACAGAUGUAUUAUUCAUUAACUGAUAUCAGUAAUUAUAUAUAAAUUUGAGUGAUUACUAUAUUCUGUUUGUGUUGCUAUUUCUCACAGUCAAUAACUACAAUAUUACACAUAACCAGUAUGUACAUCAGUGUUAUUUCACAGUCAAUAACUACAAUAUUGCACAUAACCAAUAUAUACAUCAGUGUUAUUUCUCAGUCAAUAACAAGAGGUACUGUGAGCAAUCCUCACUAAGAAUACCCCCCGCUUACCCCAAUCUCCCAAAGGGUGAUGGAAAUAGGUAUAAACUACCUCUUUUCUGAGUGUUGCUACUUCGAUGUCCAGUGCGCGUGACCUUUGACCUUUUGACCCCAAAAUCGAUAGGGAACAUCUUUCAUCCCAUGGGUAGUCCAUAUGUAUGAUAUGGUGACUGUAGGUGGAAAGGAUAACGCUUUAGAGCCCGGAAACCAUAUUGCUACUUCAAUGUCCAGUGCGCGUGAACUUUGACCUUUUGACCCCAAAAUCGAUAGGGAUCAUCUUCAUCCCAUGGGUAGUCCAUAUAUAUGAUAUGGUGACUGUAGGUGGAAAGGAUAACGCUUUAGAGCCCGGAAACCAUAUUGCUACUUCAAUGUCCAGUGUGCCUGACCUUUGACCUUUUGACCCCAAAAUCGAUAGGGAUCAUCUUCAUCCCAUGGGUAGUCCAUAUAUAUGAUAUGGUGACUGUAGGUGGAAAGGAUAACGCUUUAGAGCCCGGAAACCAUAUUGCUACUUCGAUGUCCAGUGCGCUUGACCUUUGACCUUUUGACCCCAAAAUCGAUAGGGAACAUCUUCAUCCCAUGGGUAGUCCAUAUAUAUGAUAUGGUGACGGUAGGUGGAAAGGAUAAUGCUUUAGAGCCCGGAACCAUUGCGUCUACAGACGGACGGACGGACAGACGGACAACCCGAUUCCAGUAUAACCCCCCCCCCCCCCCCCUACAACUUGUUGCGGGGGGUACAACUACAAUAUUACACUCGGUCAAUAUGUACAUCAGUGUUAUUUCUCAGUCAAUAACUACAAUAUUACACUCGCUCAAUAUGUACAUCAGUGUUAUUUCUCAGUCAAUAACUACAAUAUUACACAUAGUCAAUAUGUACACCAGUGUUAUUUCUCACAGUCAAUAACUACAAUAUUACACAUAGUCAAUAUGUACAUCAGUGUUAUUUCUCAGUCAAUAAAUACAAUAUUACACAUAACCAAUAUGUACAUCAGUGUUAUUUCUCACAGUCAAUAACUACAAUAUUACACUCAGUCAAUAUGUACAUCAGUGUUAUUUCUCACAGUCAAUAACUACAAUAUUACACUCAGUCAAUGUGUACAUCAGUGUUAUUUCAUAGUCAAUAACUACAAUAUUACACAUAGUCAAUAUCUACAUCAGUGUUAUUUCACAGUCAAUAACUACAAUAUUACACAUAACCAAUAUGUACAUCAGUGUUAUUUCACAGUCAAUAACUGCAAUAUUACACAUAGUCAAUAUAUACAUCAGUGUUAUUUCUCACAGUCAAUAACUACAAUAUUACACAUAGUCAAUAUGUACAUCAGUGUUAUUUCUCACAGUCAAUAACUACAAUAUUACACAUAACCAGUAUGUACAUCAGUGUUAUUUCACAGUCAAUAACUACAAUAUUAGACAUAACCAAUAUGUACAUCAGUGUUAUUUCUCACAGUCAAUAACUACAAUAUUACACACAGUCAAUAUAUACAUUAGUGUUAUUUCACACAGUCAAUAACUACAAUAUUACACAUAGUCAAUAUGUACAUCAGUGUUAUUUCUCAGUCAAUAACUAAAAUAUUACACAUAGUCAAUAUGUACAUCAGUGUUAUUUCUCGCAGUCAAUAACUACAAUAUUACACAUAGUCAAUAUGUACAUCAGUGUUAUUUCAUUGUAAUGUUAGUUCGUGCAAUAAAAAGGACGGGAAUUUC
This is a messenger RNA of Ostrea edulis (European flat oyster), 6954 nucleotides long. RefSeq names its product hydroxysteroid 11-beta-dehydrogenase 1-like protein. Lineage: Eukaryota; Metazoa; Mollusca; Bivalvia; Ostreida; Ostreidae. Gene Ontology annotation, cellular component: intracellular membrane-bounded organelle. The record is from RefSeq and is a predicted model, not a curated record. The transcript is spliced from 9 exons. Gene Ontology annotation, molecular function: oxidoreductase activity. Bases 459 to 1346 code for a protein of 295 amino acids.